Molecule: messenger RNA, 1088 nt
Organism: Nematolebias whitei (Rio pearlfish)
Lineage: Eukaryota; Metazoa; Chordata; Actinopteri; Cyprinodontiformes; Rivulidae
Exons: 1
Coding region: 1-846 (281 amino acids)
Source: RefSeq, a predicted model, not a curated record
AUGCCUGCAAAGACGCCCAUGUACCUAAAAACUACAACUCCCAAGAAGGGCAAGAAGCUGAAGCUCCGGGACGUCCUCUCUGGCGACAUGAUCAGCCCGCCGCUCGGCGAUGUCCGGCACAGCGCGCACGUGGGACCCGAAGGGGAGGGGGACAUGUUCGGAGACGUGGGCUUCCUCCAGGGGAAGAUGGACAUGCUGCCGGCGCUGAGUCGGCCGCAGAAUGGCGGCGUGCGCUCCUACAGCGCGGAGCGGCAUGACGUCGACAGCUUUGCCGCUCGGCAGGAAGAGCCCAGCUACGACGGCUUCCAGCACCGGCCCAAUGGGCUGCUGAAGAACACCGUCUCCAUGCCUGUGUUCAUCGCCCAUGAGCAGGCCCCGCCCAAGCCGCCACGCCUCCACCUGGAUGACCCCGCCCCUCGGGAUCCUCUGGAUCAGAGCCACGGACAUCUCCGGCCGCUCUGUGAAGACGGCGAGGCUUUGGGAUCAGAACCCUGCAGAGACAUCUCCCUGUCCCCUGCCAUCCACAGCCUGGUCCCGUCCCCCAGCUCCUUCUCGGAGGUCUCCUCCGAGGACUCCAUGUCUGAGACCUUCGGGCCCCUGGACGUUUGCCGGGGCCUCAGCCUGGACUCAGAUGCCGGCCUGAGCAAUGAGGACAUGGGCAGCGAUCGUAGCGAGUCGUCCUGCGCCUCUCUCCACCUCGCCGGCCUCACAGCCUCGCCUGGCGUGCCACGGUCCGACUCCAUGGCCGGACUGGACCUGGACCUGGACUUGGGCCCGUCCAUCCUGGAGGAUGUCUUGAAUAUCAUGGACCGGUAUAAGACUGUGGACAACCGCUGCGAGCUGUGAAAGGACAAAUGUGACGCAAACAUUUUUAUACAAAUAAAAAACUGACUGAAGACAGAAAACGUAAGAGACGUUUGUGGACACGAAGAGACGUUUGUGGACACGAAGAGACGCUUGUGGACAUGAGGAGACGUUUGUGGACAUGAAGAGACAUUUGUGGACACGGAGAGACGUUUGUGGACACAAAGAGACGUUUGUGGUCAUAAAGAGAUGUUUGUGGACAUGAAGAGACAUUUGUGGACACG